UCAUCGUCAGAAAACAAGCAGGAGCUUUUCGCAGAAUACCGACGGCAAAAGAUUGAUCCGGCCGCAGUCGCUCGCUUAGAGCGUAAGAAAGCAGAUGCUGAACUUGAGCUAUCUAAAAUUGAGGCUAGCGAGCAAGGCGAAGACUUUGAGCGGAAACGGGCUUGGGAUUGGACGAUCGAAGAGACUGAGAAGUGGAAUGAGCGGAUGGAGAGGAAGAAGCAGGCGAAACAGAACUCGGUUCUUGCAGAUUUUUCGCUGGCGGCUGACCGUGCAUAUCAACGAGAGCUGAGGGACCUCCAACCCGACAAGGAGGCAUAUCUACGACAGAAAACCAAAUCCAUCGAAAAGUCAGGCCAGAUAGUUGAGGGCGAAAACGGCAAAUUAAUAGCGGUAGACGGCGACAGAUUCGACAGCGCACAUUCGUUGGAUUUCACAAGCAACAAACCACCAAAGGAAGCCGUCGAUCGAUUGGUGAACAGUAUCAAGAAAGCCGAUCAGCAGCGCAUGCGGAAGGCUCCCAAGACUGCGGACGAAGAUGGCGCGUUGGCUAUCAACGAGAAGAACAAGCAUUUCAACAAGAAACUGUCACGGUAUUAUGACAAGUAUACAAAGGAAAUUAGGGACUCGUUUGAGCGCGGAACCGCUCUGUGA
Molecule: messenger RNA, 651 nt
Organism: Myxozyma melibiosi
Lineage: Eukaryota; Fungi; Ascomycota; Lipomycetes; Lipomycetales; Lipomycetaceae
Product: SYF2 splicing factor-domain-containing protein
Exons: 2
Cellular component (GO): post-mRNA release spliceosomal complex; catalytic step 2 spliceosome; Prp19 complex
Source: RefSeq, a predicted model, not a curated record